Messenger RNA from Rhodamnia argentea, 1770 nucleotides. RefSeq lists its product as uncharacterized. NCBI's taxonomy places the organism in Eukaryota, Viridiplantae, Streptophyta, Magnoliopsida, Myrtales, Myrtaceae. The record is from RefSeq and is a predicted model, not a curated record. The transcript is spliced from 6 exons. The coding region runs from base 234 to 1316 and encodes 360 amino acids.
CGAAUGAUAUGCUAAAUAAAGCGAAUCUCCCAACGGUCACCAUAUUAACAAACCUCGCAUAACGUUCACUUACCCAUCUCUCUCUCCUCCCAACGUCUCUCUCUCUCUCUCUGUCUACCUUCCCAAGCAACUCCUACAGUGUAGUGUGAUACGGUGAGCCAGAGGAGGAAAUCUUGGGUCUCUCCGACGCGCCCAACGAAACACGCAGACACCCUUUGUGGCGGGGGAAGCAAAUGGAACCGGCAAAGAUCGACUGGAGGAAGAUCGAGUCGGUGUUCGUGGAAGACGACCUGUACGAGCACUUCGACGCCCCCAAAUGGGUCGAUCUCUCCUCCUCCCCCCACCUUGACGACGACGACGCCGACGCCCGCUUCUUCUGCAGACCCGAAUGCAAGCAUCCGAAGACGGCCGAGGAUUUCUUCAAAUCAACCCCCACCUCGACCUCCAAGCUCCGGAGACCAGCUAAUAUGUACGAAAUCCUUCCGCUUGGUGACCGGAAUCUAAGAGAUGUUGUCUUCAAGAGAAGAGUUCCACCAAGUAAAAGUCCCAACAUAGCCAAUCAAGAUAGUGAAAAUCAGAACCCCAAUUUGUCUACACCCCUCAAUCUCUAUUCUAUCACCAAAGAAACGAUCAAAUCAAGCACUGAAAAGAAGAAAGCAGCGGACGAUGCGUCGGAGGCUACUGCUUUUCCAAGACUCAAAAGCACACUCUCAGCAAGGAAUUUGUUCGCUGGUCGUGACAUUUUGAAUCAGAUUUCAGAAUUUUGCAGCGAACUAAAGAAGCUGGCGACCAGGACCAAGGAGAAAGAAAAUGCGGAGAAGCGGAAUGCGGGGAAGGAUGUAGCUCCUACAGAAAAGGACAAACCUAGUGAUGUUUUGGAGGAGUUAGGUGGCGAAGGGAAAGAGAGAAAGCCGCUAAUUGAAGUCAGUAUUGAGAAAUCCGAUGGCAUGAAGAAGAGCAACACCAAGGAAAAGGGCCGACGGAUUAAAGUUGAAGAGGCUGAAAAUGUUCCAAUCAAGCUAGACUUGGAGAAUGUGAGGCACAAUGGGAAGGAGAGCUUGUCGCAAAUCCGCACUAGCCCUCCCACUCCCCAGUGUUUUUCAGCCACCCGUGAACCUGGCAAACCGACUCCUUCAAAAGCUACCAGAUCUAGGUUUAUGGAGAGACAAAUCCUUCAAGAGGUGAAGUUGAACAGAGGGGCCGUGGCAAAGGAGGAAACGCCCGACAAAGGAAAAACCAUUUCUAUGGUUGAUGGAAGAGACGCAAGGCAGCUCGACAUGUUUUGGUUUCUGAAGCCCUGCACUCUGUCAAGCUGAAACUAGAAAUUUCGAGGGAGUAGUUUCUUAGAGAGAUCCAAGGGAAGAGUCUUCAAACGGUUGCUCAAGUCGCGGGUAUCAAAGUGUAGUAGCAAAAUAUUCAUUCAUUCUUUCCUUCAUUACUUUCCCAUUUAACUUUUUCACCUGCUCUGCACAAUUGGCCUUCGUAUAUGUUUCCUUAUUGAUGGGAUACAACAUCCAAACGUGUAUUCAUUGUACCGAUGGACAGAAUAAAAACCAAGGCAGGUCACGUUACUACUGUAUUUUAGAUAAGAAUUCAGGAUGAGACAGCUGCACAAGCCUCCUUCCCCAAUCCAGUUUGGAUAACUAUCUUAUUCAUGUACUACUAUGCAUGGAGUGUCCUGUAGCUAGAAAAUAACUCGUUCUGAGAACUCGAGGUGUUGGACUGAGGAGGAUAAGUACUGAUAAUUCAGAGUAUGGUCCCGGGCCUUAU